CCACGUGCCGGAAGCUGCGCAGUCGCACAGGCCGGCCUAGGCCGGGGACGCGACUGGACGUUGUAGGGGGCGGGGCUACCAGGGCCUCGCUCAGCAGCGGCCGACCCCAUGGGCGCCGGCGGCCACGCGGAGUGCGGGGCGGGCCGCGCCCGCUGAAGGGGAAAAGCCGAGACCAGCUGUGCUGGCGUGAGCAGAUCAUGUCCACAUUGAGGACACCAUCAUCGAUGGAUGAGCAAUGCACUGUGGGGUCUGCUUAUAUCAGUGUAGGAAGAGCUAGGUAUAGCUCUAGUAUCAUGUUUGGCAAGUGGUGUGUGCCGGUGCUGAGCAGGAAAGAAAAGAGAACCAGGGAUUAAAAAUGAGGCCUCAUGAGUCUGAAAAUACAUCAUGUAGGUGCCCUCUAGUUAUGUCUUUGCGAUAUUGAGGUGAUGAUGAGACUAGGACAACAUUAAGUGUAACUAUUUCCAAGUAUUCUUUUCCACUGUGCAUCAUGUCAGCCACAGUCAAUCUUUAUCCAGUACACCAACCUAUCACAUGGAAUUGCCAAUAUCUUAUGAGGAGGCCACUCCAAUAUCAUUGCUGAUGUUACACUGUUUUGUUUUGUUUUGCACACUUUGAAGAAAAAAAAAAUUGCAGAGCCCACUCUGUUUGCUCUACCUGCCCCAUCGUAAAAGGAUAUUUGUAGUUAAAAUAUAUUGUACCCACUCUUAAGUGUGUGUGCCCAUGUUGUUUGUUGCACAUUUUAGUGUAUCAUUGCUGGAGAUGGGUUGUUGUGAUUUGCUUGAGUGAUGUACAUUACAAAACAGCAUUUCAGUGCCCUUUUUUUUAAAGGGGGUGAUGGUACUGGAUGAGGAGGUACACAGGAAGCUUUUGAACCUGAAGUUGCUUUUUCAGGAAAGUGGAACACUGAUUAGAAUAGGACUUCCACUGAGGUAGACUUCAACAUUUAUUAAGCUAAGGGUAAAUAUUGAUGAAAACCAAACCAAAAUAGGUGGUAAUACAUAUUUUUGAACUUUAAUCAGAAAUAUCUAGAUGUCUGUCAGUCUGGUCAAGAAUUUCAUAAGAAUUACAAGGUUUGGAGGGCUUUUUUAAGAUGAGGUUCUAGAAAGAUGAUAAUGCUAUUGGUCGGGAGUGUGACUAAAUAAUUAUAGAUCUCUGAGCCAGUCAGGAAGCUUUUCUUGGUGUACAUGCUCUGCUUAACAUUUUUCCAGGCUUUGAUAUUGAUCUUGGGAGGUAAACAGUUGAAAAUUACUGACAUGACUUUUUUUCCCCCUGUAUGUAGCAAUGAUAAAUCCGUGAAAGCAUGUACUUUGGUAAUAUUAUGACAUUGGAUGGAGAGUUUGAGAGCUUGGCUUGCUUGAUAGUCCAGCAGAGCUGCUCUCUUGUUGAUUCAUUAAGAUAUUACCUUGAGUGAGUCCAGCAAUGUGUUAUUUCUUAAACUUUUCUGAUCAUUGUUUAUUUUUAAUCCCAACGUUCUUCACAACAUGCAUAUGCUUUAAUUUCAUAUAACUGAUGGUGGUGGUGUUCAGAACUGCUAUUGUGGAGUUGAAAUAGAGAAUAAAUGCUUUUAUGGUCUGUAGUUGUACUUUUUUUAAGUAGUGGUCCUGACAGCUUUCGCCUCACAAGCUAAAUGAUUUGGGGCUGGAUUGGUAUUUGGGUGAAACUCCAAAGAACCCUUAGGUGCUGCAGGAAGUGGAGUUGGUGAUUUAGUAGGUAGCACCUUUUUCCUCGGAGUCAGAAAUAAAUGAGUGCCCCAGCAUGGUAGCUGUGGGGGGCACUGUGCUGCUGGAAUGUCAUGUUUCAGAUGUGACAUUAAAAAAGAAAAAUAGCCCUGGAAUAUGAGAGGGUGUUAACCUCAUUGACCUGGACAAAAUCCAAAGUAGGUAGUUGUAUUUCACCUACCUGAAGUUUUAGGGAAAGUUUAAAGGGAUAUGAUAUUUUGUAUACAUUUGGUCUAGUCCUGCACCUACUGAAUGCAGGGAAUUUUAGUUAACUUUUAUGGGUGCAGUACUGGGACCUUGUCUAAAUUGCUGUGUUCUGCUACCUUUCAUCAUAGAUACGGAUGAAUUUCACUGCUGGAUGAAGUGAUUUUUUUGCAUAAAUGUGUCAGCGUAAGGGCUAGAUCAGGGGUUGGCAACCUAUGGCACGCGUGCCAAACACGGCACACAAGCCGAUUUUGAGUGGCAUGCUGCUGCCUGCCACGGUCCUGGCCCCCAGUCCCACUCAGCCCCUCCCCCGCUUCUUCCCCCAGUGUGGUGCUUUCCUGCCCCUCCUUCUAUCCUUGCCUGCUGAUGGCCCUUGCAGCGGGAGCGGGACAAGUGGCAGCAUGCUCACUGCUCCAUAGAGGAGACAGAGAAGAGGUAGGGAUGGGAUCUUGGGGAAGGGGGUGGAACAGGGCAUAUCCCUUCCAGCCCCCUGCCGCUCAGGGCAGGGGGCUGGGAGCACCCCCACGAGCCGAGCACCCCAGUCCUCUGCCCUGACCCCUGAACCCUCCCACCCCCCACUGCUUUCUGUCCUGACCCCUGAACCCCCCCACACCCCCAGCCCUCUACAUUGAACCCCCACACACCCCCAGCCCUCUGCCCAGACCCCUGAACCACACCCCCAGCCCUCUGCCCUGACCCCUGAACCACCACUCCCAGAUCUGGGGUCCUGGCUGCCGGCCCCUUGCCAGUCGGCGUCCCGGCCGCAGGCCCCGCUCAGCCCGCUGCCAGCCUAGGUGAACAGAACCCCAGGCUGGCAGCAGGCUGAGCAGGCUGGCGGCGUAAGAUCAGCAUUUUAAUUUAAUUGUAAAUGAAGUUUCUUAAACAUUUUGAAAACCUUGUUUACUUUACAUACAACAGUAGUUUCGUUAUACAAUAUAGACUUAGAGAGACCUGUUAAAAAUGUAUUACUGGCACGCGAAACCUUAAAGUGAAUAAAUGAAGACUUGGCACACCACUUCUGAAAGGUUGCCUACCCCUGGGCUAGAUUAUGCUUUCUGAUGUGUGUAUGUGGCUUAUACUGAACUUUGCCCAUAGAAACAUAUUUUAAUUACUUCUGUGGGAGAUUGCCUACAUUUAUGAAAAAGGCAAAAAUUGACUCUAAGGUUUGUAAAGUUAUUUGAGAUGAAAGAUGCUAUAUCAAUAGAAGAUGUUACUCUCACAUCUUACAACAGGGAGUAUUAUUGUAGCGUUGUUGAAUUACUAGUAAAAGUAUAACUUUGCACUGUCAGAAAAAUCCAGAUAUUGGCAACAUUCAGGGUAUGUCUACACUUACCUCCGGGUCCGGCGGCAGGCAAUCGAUGUUCUGGGAUCGAUUUAUCGUGUCUGGUCUAGACGCGAUAAAUUGAUCCCGGAAGUGCUCGCCGUCGACGCUGGUACUCCAGCUCAGCGAGAGGAGUACGCGGCAUCGACGGGGGAGCCUCCCUGCCACGUCUGGACCCGCGGUAAGUUCGGACUAAGGUACUUCGAAUUCAGCUACGUUAUUAACAUAGCUGAAUUUGCGUACCUUAGUCCGAAGUGGGGGGUUAGUGUGGACCAGGCCUCAGAGUUGCUUUCUGCAGUUAGGAGGCAAACAGUCACAUUUGGAGGAACAACUUCUUAGUUUAUUAUGGACCCAAAUUAAAUUUAGCAUUUGGAAAACCUGUAGCAGAUCUUUAAUGCUCCUCGCUUGAUGAGCGACAGCAAUGUGAAUUCUUUACAUCUGCUAAUUCUGAUGUCAGUCUGCACCUUUAGAAAAUAGUCCUUCUUUCCCACUUAGGACCUGAUCCUGCAAAUUGCUCUCUGCAGGCAGACCCUUAUAUUUGGGCAGAGCACUGCACUUCUGAAAUAAGUAGGGCACUGCAUGGGUCUCAGGGUUAGCCACAUGGAGAAGCUUGCAGGAACAUGGCCUAAAAUUAUUCAUCUAUUUUGCAAUGAAUGUGAACAUCACAAUUAGGUGCUGUUUUAUUUUCCAGUUUCAGUUAUAAACCCACAACAGUUCAUCUUAAUCAGGAAAAGCACCAUGGUUUUCAAAGAAAAUAUAAAAUAUGCUUUAAUCUUAAUUCAGAUUUUAAAUUUAAAUUAAUACAAUUUUCAUUUAACUGUUUGUAUUCGCUUCUUAUUUUUCAGAGUUCUUUGAAAAAUCCUUAGUGGUCUUGACAAUGUUACAAGUGACAUAAAUUAGCCAAUGGCACAGCAUGAUGGAUUCCCAGAAGACUGGAAAUGGUUUGCAAGUGAUUGGACAAGGGACUGGUAUAGGGAUAUCUGCACUCCACAUGGUGGGGUAUUCGGGAAAAAACUGUAAUUCUGCUGAAGUAACGUCAGAUGAGUGCUGCCCAGCCUGUAAAGAGAAGGGCCAGAUACAAGCUUUACGAACUUACCGCAUUAGUUUUCAAGAGUCUAUUUUCCUUUGUGAAAAUCCACAGUGCAUCUACCCUCUGGGCUAUAAACCAUUAAACAGCAUAAUAAUUCCUGCUGAUUCAGAAAAUCCUCAAACUUUGUGUACUCAGAGAAAAAGGAAGAUUUUUGAAAUCAGUCCUACAGCUUCCCCCAUUGAAUCAUGUUCAAAACAAGCUAGGACUAACAACAAUUUGAUAGAUGCUGAGCACACUUUAAAUACUGAUCUUGUUCUCAAGUGUAAUGGAUAUAAUUUAUCUGUGGCCCAGCCAUGCCUACCUGAUUUAUCACAGGAUGAUCAGCAGAAACAUAAUAGGACGACUGAGUCUCUGGAGCAUAAUGUGGACUUGGCAACUGCUAUUACUGUUGGUGGUGCACAAGAAAGUCCUGACUCUAAUUCCAAAACAGAACUUUUGCCAAAUUCUGAACUUGGUUCAAUAAAAUCUGAAAUCUUGCAUGCAGAAAAUAAACCUUCAUUGUUCAUGGGGCAUUUGUGUCUUCAGUGGAGGAACAUAUAUGCUCUAUGUUGGUUAGACUGUAUUCUGUCAGCACUGGUACACUUAAAAACUUUAAGGAUUGCUGUGACUGAAGCUUGCACUGAAGAAUCUGUAAUCCAGAGGCUGUUUACAAAAUAUAACCAAGCGACUGCACUCUUGAAUGCCUGCCAAACAAAUAAGCUAAAAGACGUUCUUCCAAAAGCUGAGUCGCAUCUGAAUGAAAUCAGAAAUACGAUAUUUGCUCAACUUCAACCCCUGCUUAAGUGUGAAUUGGGUAAGAAGGAAAGUCCAGUAUUUGCGUUCCCUCUGCUUUUACGAAAGGAUCCCCAAGUCGAGACACUUUUCCUGCAUUCUUUUUCAUGGGUGUUUGAAUGUUUACAUUGUGGCUACAGCCACCAAGACAGGUGUAGAAAGACACUAACAACAUUUACAAAUAUAAUCCCUGACUGGCACCCGCUUAACGCUAUUCAUAUUGCUCCAUGUAAUAAUUGUAAUGAUAAAUCUCAAAGAAGAAAAAUGAUUUUGGAAAAAGUACCCUCAAUAUUGAUGAUACAUUUCGUAGAAGGCUUACCACAUAACAAGCUGAAGAACUAUUCAUUUCAAUUUGAAGGAGAUUUCUACCAAAUAACAACUGUUAUUCAGUAUCAACAAGAUCCAAAACACUUCAAAACCUGGGUUUUGAAUCCUGAUGAAACUUGGCUUGAAUGCGAUGACAUCAAAGGUCCAUAUUGUGAAAGACGUGAGAGAUUUGAAGUUCCUGUUUCAGAGAUUCACAUUGUCAUCUGGGAAAGGAAAGCAUCCCAAGUGCCAGAUAAAAUUUGCUCAAAGGUCCAAAGUGUAAAAUCUGAAAAUCUUCCUCUUAAUGAUGUACAGUCAAGUUCUUCUCUAGUGUUACAUUGUGAUAGUGAUAAUGCCGUAGACAAAAUAACUACAGUAUGUUACGAAAAGGAGAUUGUGGGCAUUCCUGCUAAAGAACAACAAAAAGUGGCCAGAGAGAAUGAAAAUAGCUUGCUUUCUGGCUUAGAAAAUUUGGCAGAUGAUGAUAUUAUAACUCUGACACUUGUAGAAAUUCAAGUUGAUUCUGAAGGUAAACCACUGGACAACGGACAGAUAGUGGGAAAUAACUUAAUUGCUGAAACAGGCUUGCUGAAAGAGCAGGGGUCAGCUUGUUCAGAUCAAACUCCAUGUACAGAAGAUGUUUGCAGUCCGACUACCUCCAGCAACAUGUGCACACCAUCUGAAAAUGCCUGUAUUUCCUUACAUCUAGGACCGUUGAACCUAGCGCAUACUACAUCUGCCGUUCCCACAAACCAUUGUAAUGACUCGUCCACGCCAUCACACGCUCAAGAGGCAGAGACCAAAGCUAGCCCAGUCAACACUGAGAAUAUCCUGUUAAAUCCAGAACUCUUGCAGAAUAAGAAAUUACCAUUAAUGGAGAAUGUUAUGCAGAAAUCCUCUAACACCAGAAACACAAGCAAAAUUAGAGCAGACUCUCAAGCUGCAACUUUGUCUGCUACAAAUAAUUCCUCCAAGUCUUUGCAUAAAGAUCAAAGGAGAGGAUUUAUAGGAAGUUGGGUAAAGGGGUUAUUAAGCAAGCAUAAUACCUUCAUGCCUUCAAGUGCCUCAGCCCAUCAUAAGAAAAGUUACAAAAAUCCUUUACUAAGAGCUACUGACUUGCAUCUCCCUACUAAGGGGGCAGCAAAUUUUGGUGGCUUUCAAGCCAAAGGUACAAGCAAAACUACAACUACUGAGGGGGCGCCUAAAUCAGCUGUUUGUCAAGGUGGAAAUCUUCCUCCUUUGUUAACAAACAUCACUGGUCCUUCUGUACAUGCUAGUCUACCUGCAGUAAACCCUGUAGUUGAUGGUCCAACUUUGAAUAAGUCUGGAAGCUCUUUGGGCACCUGGAGUACAGUAAUUCAGCCCAACACCCCCAUCUUUAAUUCCAAACCUAGCCAUGGGGAAAAUGGAAAUCACAAAUCUGAUGUGAAAGAUAAAGAAUCAAAUGCCCAAACUCACAAACUUCGUUUAAAACUGCUUAAAAAACUGAAGGCUAAAAAGAACAAGUUGGCUUCACUUGAUAGGCUGGCAAAAACUCAGAUGUGUAAUGGAAGCUCUCCAAAUAGAGAUGUAGAAGAUAUCUUACAAUUUGGAUCUCAUGAUGAAAGUGAAUCAGUACAGAAUUUAUUGAAGGAACUGCAGUAUCAGAUUGAUGUUGCAGAUAGUGAAUCUGUGUAUAAUACAAACUCCAAUAUGUCACUAUGCAGUAGCCAGAGUAAUGCAGAGUUUUUAGCAGACUUAUUGUCUCCUACUUCGAUUGUUGCUUCUUCGGAGCUUCCAAAAGAUGAAGAUGAGUGUAGAUAUUUGGAAAUGGUGGAUAGCAGUGCUGCAGCACCAGUGCAUAGCGAGAGAACCAACCUCACAUGCGUCACUGUGGCAAGCGAAGACCAUAAUUAUUACAGUCCUGUAAAAGAAAGCAAGUAUGAAGGUCAUACAGACUCACUAAUGAACAAAUCCUGCUUGAAAAGACUUUCCUUUGAAAGUCCCACAAAGGAAGAUAUUCUUGAAGACCUGUUCUCCUCUGCAAUGUUGAACUCAAUAGCAGGUGACAUAGAUUUACCUCAUUUUGAUGAAACUCUCUUUGAAACUUGUUGAAUUGUUGUAAUAUUUGUUUUUAACAUUUUGAGAAUUUUGUACAUCAGCUUUCAUACAAAGUACUAUUAAAUUAUAUUUUCAAACUAGUUUAUUUGCACACUGACUGUACUUGAACAUUGAAAAUCUGAAGUAUUUAUCUUACAUUUCAUUGUGGCUGUUGAAUAAGAUUUUUAGUCUUGUUUAACUUUCUCAAUUGGUUAUUUAAUUGGAAGAGUUGAUCUUUCACAGAAUCUUUUAAUGAAAGUUAAUCUUAUUUUUUUUCCCCUGUUUCAAUGUGCAUUUUUGUGUUUAAUUUAGAAAGGUGAAAAUAAAAUACAUUCAGUUUUCUGGACCACAGGAGUAAUACCUAUAAAUUACUGGAUUAUUUGUCAAACUA
Messenger RNA from Malaclemys terrapin pileata, 7880 nucleotides. RefSeq names its product ubiquitin specific peptidase like 1 (gene USPL1). Lineage: Eukaryota; Metazoa; Chordata; Testudines; Emydidae. Gene Ontology annotation, molecular function: SUMO binding. Gene Ontology annotation, cellular component: Cajal body. Bases 4157 to 7504 code for a protein of 1115 amino acids. The record is from RefSeq and is a predicted model, not a curated record. Gene Ontology annotation, biological process: Cajal body organization; protein desumoylation. The transcript has 11 exons.